AUGGAGAAUAUUUCCUUUGAAGUGCCAUGUGUGCCGACAGAGAUAGACCUCGAAAAUUGUGACAUAAGAAAAUUCGCCGAAGAGAUUUUGGCGAAAAAAUUCGACACAGACUCGAGCGAAGAGGAUGAAAUCAGCCCGACUCAUUCGCCGAAACGAGCGAGGUGCUGGAACGACUCGGGUGUCGAACUUGCAGAGAGCGAUAACUCCGCACGUCAAAUCAGCAAAAGCAAGUCGCGAAUUCUCGCCAAGCUCGCCGCCGAUCCAAUUCAUCAUAACACCAAUCGUUUUCCCAGUCAUGAUUCUUACGAUAGCGAGGAUAGUGAGCAAAAUGAUGUAACCCUAAGAUCAGUGCAUAACAGAUACAAUGGUGGAAACAAAACUUGGUACAAGGCGUCUAGUGGCUGUUUACGCCGUCAAUACGAAGAGAUUCGAACCGCAAAGCCAGCUGGUUGUUUCGCCUUCUCCCGGGCGCGGCCAAAUCAAGUGCGGAAUCGCUACUCCGAUGUCCCCUGCUACGAUCACACUCGCGUCAGACUGGAAGACACUCGACUUUCUGACGAAAAUGACUAUAUAAAUGCUAGUCACUGUGACGGCUUUGAAAUGAAGAAAAAGUACAUCUGCACUCAAGGCCCAAAAGAAAACACGAUGGCGCACUUUUGGCAAAUGGUUUGGGAGUCGAACUCGAGGGUGAUUGUCAUGACCACGAAGCUCUUUGAAAACGACAAGAAAAAGUGCGAUUUGUACUGGCCGCUCGAGGGUGAGCGGAAGAUUGCCGGGCACUUCGUGCUUUACAAUCAAGACGAAACGGUGGAAGAAGAGCAUUUUACGAGGACAACCAUCCAGAUUGAAUUCGAGUGCCAGACCAGGACAAUUUAUCACUUUGCCUUCAAAAAGUGGCCCGAUUUCGAUGUGCCCGAAUGCCCGGAAAUGCUCCUCGACUUCCAGGACCAAGUAAACGAGUGCCACGCUAGAAUCAGAAGCCAGCUGAUUUCGCCCUACGGCCCGCCAACUCCUCCCGACGAAGACGCCUUCGAAAUAUCCCCUAUUGUUGUACACUGCAGCGCUGGAAUUGGCAGAACUGGAACAUAUUUGGGAAUUGAUAUCUGCCGAGCCUGGCUCGAUGUUGACGUAGAAAUCGACUUGUACGCGACUAUUAGAAGGAUACGAGAGCAGCGCGCGUUCUCCGUCCAGACUCACGCUCAAUACCAGUUCUGCCUUAUCGCCCUACGCGAAAUUCUCCGCCGCAAAGUCGUCGCUCUUGAAGCCACUCAAGAAGCUGAAAUGCAAGAUUCUGACGAAGAGGAGUAA
Messenger RNA from Oikopleura dioica, 1308 nucleotides. NCBI's taxonomy places the organism in Eukaryota, Metazoa, Chordata, Appendicularia, Copelata, Oikopleuridae. The record is from the annotation of a GenBank genome assembly.